Melanotaenia boesemani (Boeseman's rainbowfish) is the source of this 1713-nucleotide messenger RNA. It is a transcript of the gene susd3, whose product is annotated as sushi domain-containing protein 3. Lineage: Eukaryota; Metazoa; Chordata; Actinopteri; Atheriniformes; Melanotaeniidae. The record is from RefSeq and is a predicted model, not a curated record. Bases 407 to 1336 code for a protein of 309 amino acids. The transcript has 5 exons. Gene Ontology annotation, cellular component: plasma membrane.
ACAAUAUGUCCACUAAGAGCUGUUUACUGCUGCAGCUUCACACUCGUCGCAGUCCUGCUUUCUAAGCGCUGUUCUGAUUUAAUCCACAAAGUCAUUUUUGCUUUGCUCGACAAGGUCUCGACUGUUCACUUCAUCAGUCCAGUCGAGGCGCUCAUCCACUUGCGCGACAGCAGCGUACAGCCCAGACCGAUAAGUUGCAGCGCAAGGAGAUUGUGGGAGGACUCUGACAAGGUGUUCGCCCGGAGUUAUAGAGGCACAGAGGGAAAUCGCACAGAAAAUCGCGAACUCCUCACCAACAAAAUCCCAAUUUGUUUAUGCCGGGCCGGGUAAAGAGAAGUACACGCGCGCUGUUUUUACGCACAAGCAGCAAAAGAACCCGCGGAGGGAGCGUCCGUCUGCCGCCACCAUGUCCGCUGCAACAGCUUCAGUAGCAGAUGUGUCCAGGACUGAUUUUACAAACAGGGAUAAUAGCCGUGUCCGGAAAAACACAGGUCACCCGCAGGCUCAGUGCACACCCAUGCCCCUGCCAGCCCUUGGCACUCAAAGGAUCAUUCAAGGCAAUGGGACCAAUGUGGGCACAGUCAUUUCUUUACAGUGUCCAGCCAAACACAAACUGGUAGGCAACGAGCUGACGUGUGUUUUGGACAACAACAGCCCCCAUUGGGUGGGGGAGACUUAUUGUAAACCUCUGUCUCCUUACGAGGACUAUGGUUUCCGUGUGGCUGUGCUGGCAUCCAUUAUAAGCUCAGGCAUAAUCUUACUCAUGUCCAUGGCCUUUAUCACCUGCUGUCUGCUUGACUGCAUCAAAGAGAACAAAAGAAAAAAGGAGGAGAGAGAGUCAGAUGUGUGGCAUUUUGAGGAACAGGAACAGCAUCGGGACGACAGCAGAUCACAUUACAGCCAUAAAGGUCGAAACAACAAUAACAACAACACCCAGGAGAAAGCAUUUCCUCUGUGGGACACUGGUAACCCAGCCAUGUGUGACAACAUAAGACCCUGCAGAUGUCAGCAGCAGUAUGUCUAUGGUCCCCCUUCCUGCAACUAUGGCCCCCUGCCUCCACUUGCUGCUCUUCCGGGACUUGAUUAUGAACAGCCACUCCUACCCCGAAACCUGGAUUAUUGUCCACCUCAGUACCCUGGACCUCCUCUGUCCUCCAGUCAAACAACCAGCCCAAUCCCAUUGCCUGGGUCUGGAGUGGUAUGGCAGUACGGAAGACAGCACAGCAGAUUAUCAGAAGCCAACCCACCACUCACAAAUGAAACCAGCACACGGAAUAUAAACUCAAACAGGAAUAUAAAUCCCAAAGAACUUUCCAUAAGGAUUAUAUCAGUGUGAGGACACAUUGCCUGUGGCCAUUCAUCAAGAUAUUGUUUACUGGCCAGAUCUGUACAACAUUAACUCUAUUAAUGAGGAGUACAUCAGGAUGUGUUGUCUUUUUUUAUGUCUGCAGUGCUACACAGUAUGAGGGUUCUGUAGGUUUUGAGAUUACAGGUUUACAGCAUGUGCCUUGUGUGAACUGUGAUGGCACACUGCCCUCUGGCGGGAAAGGGGAGCCAUCGCAUUUUCUGUGACGUGGGUGACACAAUUCAAUGAUGUGGAAAGAUUUGUACUUGAAUAAAAAAAAAAACCUUGUGGUUAAGGGUCAAACUUAAGGUGUUUAUUGAAGAUCAUAACACGUUGUAUUAAAAUAUGAAGGUGUCAUGGUUUUUAAA